This is a messenger RNA of Anopheles maculipalpis, 782 nucleotides long. RefSeq names its product protein gurken-like. Gene Ontology annotation, molecular function: epidermal growth factor receptor binding; receptor ligand activity. Gene Ontology annotation, biological process: epidermal growth factor receptor signaling pathway. The transcript has 3 exons. Lineage: Eukaryota; Metazoa; Arthropoda; Insecta; Diptera; Culicidae. Bases 64 to 750 code for a protein of 228 amino acids. The record is from RefSeq and is a predicted model, not a curated record.
AAGGGAAAGAGGGACCGGUCUCCCGUGCAUGAUACAUCCGCGGCACCAACACACUUGGGAGCAAUGAAAUCAAGUGCAGUAAAAUUUUGUGCUAUACUACUAAUAAUGCUGUCAUCAGUUGUGGUUCACACAGACUGCUGUUCUAGCAGAUCGAUGCCAAAAUCAAGACCUAGGCCAGUGCCACACUUUCGCGGUGUGAUGACGUCCGCCACCACCACCUUUACGGUGAUCCGUCCGGAUGCGACCUCGUCGUCGAACCGGGAACCGCCCGACACAGUUUCGACGGGGAUGGACUCGCGCCCUACGGGCGGCAGUGGCGGCAACACGGACGCUGGCGGUCCCGGCCGUGGUAUCAGCAGCACCAGCACCGGCAACCCGGCAAACAAAGCGAACGGCGGCGGCAGGGACGACCCGGCGCCUGGCGGUAGUGGCGUGCGCGUCGGCAACGCGAAGGACCAGCUGCUGAUGCGGAUGGGCAAGUGUUCGCAGCUGUUCGAGGAAAAUUACUGCCUGAACGGUGGCAAGUGUUACAACUUCACGAUCGCCAACUCGACCAUGCCUACGUGCGAGUGUGCGGACGGUUUCAUGGGAGAACGAUGUGAGUCAAAGUACCUGGAUGGGACCUACCUGAGCAUGCGCAAGCCGAAGAUUCACAUCGAAACGGCGAGCAUGUAUUACGGGGCAUUUCUUGCCAUGAUGGUAGUGCUGGCUGUGUUCUACUAUCUGCACUGGCUCAACCAUUGCCGCUAGCGAACGAUAACGUCGCCGACGGAAACGUCGGC